Molecule: messenger RNA, 4563 nt
Organism: Clonostachys byssicola
Lineage: Eukaryota; Fungi; Ascomycota; Sordariomycetes; Hypocreales; Bionectriaceae
Source: the annotation of a GenBank genome assembly
AUGCCGAAAAGGAAAAGAGAAUCAGAGUUUUCACACGAAGACUACACGGUCGGCUGGGUAUGCGCGAUUACCACCGAGUACAUAGCCGCCCAAGAGUUCCUUGACGAGGAGCACGAGCCGCUUGAGUCACUACCCAACGAUACCAAUGACUAUGCCCUGGGGAGGGUUGGGAAACACAACGUUGUUAUCGCGGUGCUUCCCGAGGGGCAAUAUGGAAUCGCCAAUGCGACUAGUGUCGCCAACAACAUGGUGCGCAGCUUUCCUCAUCUUAGAAUCGGGCUCAUGGUCGGAAUUGGGGGAGGCGUGCCAAGUGAGAGACAUGACGUGCGUCUGGGAGACGUGGUUGUGAGCACCGUCACUGGAAGUCACGGGGCCGUAUUUCAGUAUGAUUAUGGUAAGGCCAUACAGGGGCAAGAGUUUCAAGCCACUUCAUUCAUAAACCAGCCGCCGGCCCUCUUGCAAACUGCAGUCAGUGGGCUGAGAACACAGUAUGAGAGAAAAGGAUCCUGUCUUCAUGAAUCCGUGGAGGAGGUUCUUAAUAAAAACCGCCGAUUGAGGAAUAGGUUCCAGCAACCAGAUCCAGCGACAGACCGGUUUUACUUGUCAACCGUUAUUCAUGGUGAUGGAUGUUGCGCUGACACCAAUGAUCCAUCGAAACUAGUUGACCGGACACCAAGAACUGAACGCGAGGAUGACCCGAUGGUUCAUUACGGGUUAAUAGCGUCUGCCAACCAAGUAAUGAAGGACGCUGUCAUACGGGAUAGUCUAUCAAGAAAGAUGGAUGUCUUGUGCUUCGAAAUGGAGGCAGCCGGCUUGAUGAACCAGUUCCCGUGCUUGAUUAUUCGCGGCAUUUGCGACUACUCUGAUACCCAUAAGAACAAGGAAUGGCAAGGAUACGCUGCGAUGACGGCGGCUGCAUACACACGGGGUCUUCUUUAUCGAAUCCAACCCAGCAAGGUCAACAUUGAGAAAAGAUUGAGCGAGUUUGUGAACAACGCUAACAAGAGGCUUGAGAACAUUCAAUCUUCAACAAAUAAUACCGAACGCCUUGUUAAGGCUAUUCAAACCGAUAACCGCUUGGAGUGUUUAAGGCAAUGGCUUGAUCCUCCUGAUCCUUCUGUUAAUUUCAACAAAGCCAUCGAGCUACGCCAGGCCGGUUCAGGUCUGUGGCUACUUCAGGAUUCGAGGUAUCUGUCCUGCAAGAACAGGGAAAAUUCUCUUCUCUGGCUUCAUGGCAUACCAGGCUGCGGAAAAACGGUCCUUAGCACCACUAUAAUUCAAGACCUGGAGGAGGAAGAAAUGAUUCUUUAUUUUUACUUUGAUUUCAACGAUACUCGCAAGCAAACAUUUGAAAAUAUGAUCCGGUCGCUUUGCUAUCAGCUAUACCGCCUCAAAGCAAGCCAACGUCACUUAGACUUGCUGUAUUCUGAGACUAAGGAUGGCCAAAGGCAGCCAAGCACUGAAUCACUAGAGAAUACCUUUCUCUUGAUGAUUCAGGAUGUAGGAAAGAUUUACAUCUUACUUGAUGCUCUUGACGAAAGUUCUACAUUAGAGGACCAUCAUACAAGAGGACUGCUCUCCUGGAUUGAUAGCUUUCGAUCGUCGCGAAACAAUGUUCAUUUGAUUGCUACAAGCCGCCCAGAACACGCCAUCCAGUCACGAAUGAAAAUAUGGGCUGGUGUUAUACCCGUAGCUCUGGAAAGUCAUUUGACAGAAGGUGAUAUCAACUCAUAUAUCGUAGCGAGAGUUGGGCAACUGUCUAGGUGGCAUACAAGAGUGGAUAUUCAAAACGAAAUUAUAUUCGCGCUUAGUUCAAAAGCGAAUGGCAUGUACCGCUGGGUUUCAUGCCAGUUUGAUACUCUGAAAGAUUGCCGGGAUCCUCCAAUCUUAAGAAGAGCACUCAAUUCCCUGCCGAGAACGCUGGAUCAAACUUACAGUCGAAUCCUGGCCAGCGUACCCCUUGAUCACCGACAUUAUACUAUACGGCUGCUCCAAUUCCUGACUUUCUCGGAACGCCCAUUGCGAAUUGAAGAGGCUGUUGAUGCCAUUGCAGUCAACACUGAUGAAAAACCAUACUUCAACCCAGAUGAUAGAAUGCCAGCUCCAGAGGAGGUCUUGAGCUAUUGCUCCAGCUUAGUGGCUAUGACCAAUAGAAAAGGACAAAAUGCUGAGCACGAAUCCGAGAAUUUAAAAGAGCUGAGUCUAGCGCAUUUCUCAGUGAAGGAAUAUUUGAUAUCCGAUCGCUUCCAACAAGACCAUCGAAUGAAUGAUAUCAGACUUGAUUUCUUGGAAACCAACGCAAGAGCUUCCAUUGUGAAGGUCUGUGUUGCAUACUUACUCGGAGUAGAAGCGCUUAUCAAUAUAGGCCUGCAGGCUGAUGGCGACAAAGAUCAUGAUGAGAGCGAUGCAGACGAAUAUGAUGAUAGAAUGAUCUCAGAUGAUGUGCUAUUGAAAAUUCGACGAAAAUAUCCAAUGGCCCAGUAUUCGGCACAAUACUGGCCAGAACAUGCAAGAGUCGCAAAAGAUAGUGGAGAAGGAAGAGCAUUGAUCUGGGAUUUAAUGAAGUCCGCUGCGUAUAAAAUCAAUUGGUCGCUCUAUGACGACCGCAACAUUUCCCUUGAUUUUUGGUCUCUUGUUCCUUUACCCCCCGGGCUGUAUUAUGCCUCACUUGUUGGGUUGAGUUGGCUUGUUGAAGGUCUUCUUGAGGACGGUGCGGAUAUCAAUGCCAAAGGCAACCACGGAACGGCGCUCCAUGUAGCCGUUUACCGUGGUCAUGACGAGAUAGUGCACCUCCUCCUUCAGGCCGGCGCUGAUGCUGACGCACCUUACAAUGAUGGAGACACGCCACUCCAUGUUGCCGCAAGACGUGGUGCUGGCAAAUUAGUUCAGUUGCUUCUCGAACAUACUACCAACGUCAACGUGACAAAUGGCUCUGGAACACCUCUUCGAGUAGCCGCGAGGAGGGGGAAUGGGGAUAUUGUUCGAUGUCUACUUGAACAUGGCGCUGAUGUGAAUGCGGCUGCGGCUGGUGCUGGUAUAGAUGAUCAUGAAGACGCACUGCUCUAUAACGCCGUGCGGCGUGGUAAGGGGAAAGCAACUCAGGUGCUUCUCGAUUUCAACACCGCUGUCAAUGAGAUAGCUGGCUCUGAAAAAUAUGUCGCCGAUGACUUGCCUGACGUUGAUGGGAUAACGCUGCUACAAGAAGUUGUACGAGACGGCCAUAUUGAAAUUAUCGAGCAGUUAUUAGAGCAUGGAGCUGAUAUCAACGGAAUGAGCCUUGACGGAACAGCGCUCCGAUGGGCCGUGAGCCACGGUAAUUACACGAUCGUUCAACUACUCACCAACUAUGGUGCCGAUCUUGAUCUUGCCGGGAGAUAUGGGGGGACACCUUUGCAAGCCGCCGUAUACCAUGGCCAUAGCAAAAUAGUGCAGUGUCUCCUCGAGAACGGGGCCGACGCUGACCUGAUACCCGAAGACCGAGGCUGUACGUCGAUUUUCUAUUGGCUACAUGACAAACGUGGCAAUUUUGCAAAUUUUUGGACCUCCGAAGACACAUUCUAUGAGGGAAAUACACCUCUCUGCCUAGCUGCAUUACACGGCCGUGGGGAAAUCGUGCAACAAUUACUGAACUACGGCGCAGACGUCAAUGCACCAACUAGCAACUACUCAGAUGAGACGGUCCUCGAAAGAGCUUUGGCGGGCGGCCAAAUAGAAAUUGCUCAACAGCUUAUCGAGCACGCUACUAAUUCUAAUACAAGCAACAGACGCCACGAAUCAGCCUUGUACCAAGCUGUUGCACGGGGUUUUGGGCACAUUGUUAAGCAGUUAUUGGAUCUAGGGGCUAAGCCAAAUGUCUCUGGGGAUCGGGGAACGGCGCUCCAUGAGGCAGUGAACGGUGGCCAUGAGGGCAUGAUUCAACAGCUUAUUGAUCACGGCGCCGACAUUGACGCACAUAGCAAGGCUCAUAAAGGAACCCCGCUGUGUGCUGCAGUGUAUGCCGACCACAGCGAGAUCGUGCGACUUCUCCUUCAAAACGGCGCCAACGUCAAUGGGACUGAACUUUCUUACGGCUUUGCACUCCAUCAGGCAGCAAUGGGCGGUAAGGUGACAAUAUUGCAACAGUUGCUCGAUCAAGGCGCCGACGUGAAUGUGACAGGCUAUAAUGAUGAUAGCACAGCACUCCAAGCAGCUGUACUUCAUGGUCGACAUGAUACUGUGCUGCAACUCCUACAACGUGGUGCCAAGGUCAAUGAAAUUGGCAACCAGUUUCAUGGACCGGCGCUCACAAUAGCCGCGGCAGAAGGUUAUAGUAAGAUCGUUUGUCAGCUGCUUGAUUACGAUGCUGAUCUGAAUGCAAUUGGCGGGUAUGAGACAACGGCGCUUCUGGGAGCGGUUAGCAACGGCCACAGUGAAAUUGUUCAACUAUUGCUUGAUCGGGGCGCGGAUGUGAACGUAACAGCUGGUACUUUUGGAACGCCUCUUCAAACGGCUAUGCUUCACAAUCAUCAUGAUAUUGUCAAGCAACUACGUGACCACGAGGCUAGCCGCGGCCCUGCUGCAUGA